Molecule: messenger RNA, 929 nt
Organism: Saccoglossus kowalevskii
Lineage: Eukaryota; Metazoa; Hemichordata; Enteropneusta; Harrimaniidae
Product: ribosome production factor 2 homolog
Biological process (GO): maturation of LSU-rRNA from tricistronic rRNA transcript (SSU-rRNA, 5.8S rRNA, LSU-rRNA); ribosomal large subunit assembly
Cellular component (GO): nucleolus
Molecular function (GO): rRNA binding
Source: RefSeq, a predicted model, not a curated record
GAAGCCAAGGACCCAGAGGGCCAAAAGAGCUUUGGAGCAGCGAGCACCUAAGCUCGUGGAAAAUACCAAGAAAGCUCUUUUUAUUAAAGGCGGCAAUACCAGUGAAAUUGUAACACAGAUCCUGAGAGACUGUUAUGCUUUGAAGAAAGGAAAUGCUAUUUUAUUUAAAAAGAAGAAUAUUUUAAAACCGUUUGAAGACCAGACUUCUUUGGAAUUUUUUUCUGAGAAGAAUGACACUUCGUUGUUUAUGUACGGAUCUCAUUCCAAGAAAAGACCACACAAUAUCAUAAUUGGUAGAACAUUCAGUUACCAUGUGUUAGAUAUGAUAGAAUUGGGAGUAGAAAAUUUCAAAAGCUUGUCUGAUUUCAAAAAUGCUAAAUAUUCCUCUGGCAGUAAACCGUGUCUGGUGUUUUCUGGUGAACCAUUUGAGCAGGAUACUGAACACAAAAGAUUAAAGAGUCUACUCGUUGAUUUUUUUCGAGGCCCUGUAGUUACCAACGUGCGUUUGGCUGGUCUGGAGCAUGCAUUACAUUUUGUUGCAAUUGAUGGCAAGAUUUAUCUUAGAAGUUACAGAAUCAUAUUAAAAAAGUCUGGAAGUCGAACGCCACGUGUCGAGCUCGAGGAAAUAGGACCUUCUUUGGAUCUGGUUAUGCGACGAACUCGCCUAGCAGCAGACGACUUGUUUAAAAAAUCAAUGAAACAGCCAAAGGAAGCAAAGAUACGAAAGGUGAAGAAUGUUAGUCGAGAUGUGUUUGGAACAAAGCAUGGAAGAAUACAUAUGCAGAAGCAAGACUUGAAUACGUUACAGCUAAGAAAGUUGAAAGGAUUGAAAAGAAAAACAGCUGAGACAGAAAAUAAUGAUAACUCGAAAAAGGCAAAAAGUGACUGAGAUUGUUGUUCAAUAAAAUACUACAAUAAAUUAUUUGUUC